Molecule: messenger RNA, 3826 nt
Organism: Acinonyx jubatus (cheetah)
Lineage: Eukaryota; Metazoa; Chordata; Mammalia; Carnivora; Felidae
Gene: RAD21L1
Product: RAD21 cohesin complex component like 1
Exons: 13
Coding region: 455-2122 (555 amino acids)
Biological process (GO): replication-born double-strand break repair via sister chromatid exchange; mitotic sister chromatid cohesion; synaptonemal complex assembly
Cellular component (GO): cohesin complex; synaptonemal complex
Molecular function (GO): protein binding; chromatin binding
Source: RefSeq, a predicted model, not a curated record
AUUUCUCAAAUUCCUAAGUUUUAGAAAAGAGGUGACAUGUGUUCGCUUUUCUUAGUUUUUGUGUGCCUUUUCCUGUUCUUUUUCCCUAUUUCCAUCCUAUUUUUCCCAGGCCUCCGCCUCUACUUAUUUGACCUUAUUAAUAAGAGAACUUAAAUUCUUUGUAGGAAAAAGUAAGUAGACUGUAGGAAACCAUCAGUGAUCAGAACACAUGUAAACCGGGUGUGGUUCACAAUCUAAUAGAGUUCUCAUUAGUUUAUAAUUUUGUAUUUUACGUAAUGGCUUCUUUACAAGAAACUGAAUCGAAUAAUAGCUUCAAUUGGAAGAUAAUCUGUUACAGAAAUGAUAAAAAGUGCUUUUGCUAAGAAACAGCACUGAAAUGUUUUUGUAAUCAAAAUUUAAAUAUUUUUUAAUGUUCUCUCUGGUUUGUUAAAUACCCCUAAGGAAUACAGGCAACAUGUUCUACACACAUGUGCUUAUGAGUAAGCGAGGGCCGUUGGCCAAAAUCUGGCUUGCAGCUCACUGGGAGAAGAAACUCACAAAGGCUCAUGUAUUUGAAUGCAAUCUAGAGAUAACCAUUGAAAGAAUUAUUUCACCUAAGGUGAAAAUUGCACUUCGAACUUCAGGACACCUUCUUUUGGGAGUUGUGCGAGUCUAUAAUAGGAAGGCAAAAUAUCUUUUGGCAGAUUGCAACGAAGCAUUGCUCAAAAUGAAGAUGACAUUUUGCCCAGGGCUGGUUGACCUUCCAAAAGAGAAUUUUGAAGCUGCUUACAAUGCUAUCACAUUGCCAGAAGAGUUUCAUGAUUUUGACACCCACAAUGUGAAUGCUAUUGAUGUUUCAGAACACGUUACUCAGAACCAAAGCAGACCAGAAGAAAUCACACUUAGAGAAUAUUACAAUAAUGAUCUACUGUUCCAAGCUGGGAGCUUUGGGGAAGAAUCUGAAAUUCUCAGAAGACAUAGCUUUUUUGAUGACAACAUAUUGCUGGAUUCCAGUGGUCCUUUAGUUGAACAUAGUUCCGAAAGCCUCAUUGGAGAAAAAUCUCUGUUCUAUGACAGUGGAGAUGGAUUUGGAGAUGAAGGGGCUGCAGGAGAGAUGAUUGACAAUCUAUUGCAAGAUGACCAAAAUAUCCUGUUAGAAGACAUGCAUUUGAACAGAGAAAUUUCCCUGCCUCCUGAGCCUCCUGAUACUAUAGUGGUAGAACCAGAUAAUUCGGAGUGUAUAUGUCUACCUGAAAAUGAAAAAAUGGAUGAAAUCACAUUAUCAAAUGAAGAACAUGGAUUUACCCUUGACCCAAUUGAUGUUUCAGACCUUGCUGAGAAAAGAAAAGGCAAAAAGAGGAAAUUGCUCAUAGAUCCAGUCAAGGAGAUCAGUAGCAAAAUUAUGCAUAAACAGCUUACUUCCUUUACGGACACACUCAUGGUUUUGGAACUUGCACCUCCUACCCGAAGACUGAUGAUGUGGAAGAAGAAGGGAGGAGUGGACAUACUUCUGUCAAGUCCUGCCCAGGAUAUGACUCAUGCGGAACUGAAAAUGUUGUUUACAAAGUGCUUUCUGUCCUCUGGCUUUAAACUUGGAAGGAAAUUGAUACAGAAGGAAUCAGUAAGGGAAGAAGUGGGAAAUGAAAACAUAAUAGAGACCUCCGUGAUGGAAGAGCCAAAUUCUCGGCAAGACUUAAGUCAACCCAAAACUUGGAAGGAUGUGAUCAAUGGACCUAAGUGUAGCUCUCAUGAGGAUACCAAUAAAAAUAUUAAUUCUGAGGAGGAUGUUGUUGAAGUGGUAUCUUCAGCUACUGAGGAAUCUUCCUUAACGAAUGCUGUCUUAGCACAAGAAAUUGAAAAUAGUCCAGUUGAAUUGGAGUCAUUGGGGAAUCAACAAAAUUUUGAGGCAGAGAGGUGGAAUGGAAGAAUUCUUAAGAUGUUAAAUAGCUUGCAGGAAUCCAACAAGAUGGGAAUGCAGUACUUUAGUCUGAUGAAGCUCUGCAGACACAGUGACCGAAAACAAGCUGCUGCCAAAUUUUAUAGCUUUCUUGUCCUAAAAAAACAGCGGGCUAUUGAGCUGAGCCAGAGUGCUCCCUAUGCAGAUAUCAUAGCUACAGUGGGACCAAUGUUCCAUAAAAUGUGAAGGAAAUCCAGAACAUGCAGAUUUAUGUCAUAUUUGGAAUUUCUGUGUAGAUGGUUCACUUUAAUGCAGAAGCUGUCUGGAAGCAGCUGAAGGUCUGAUCCAUUUCAUAUAUUAGCCAACUGCCUAUUUUAUGUUUGUAAAGUCAGAAUAACCAUAGCCAGAAUUGGAAACCUGUUUGCUCACAGAAAUACUGAAUUGUAGCUAAGUAACAUUUUUAACUUAGCUAACUUGAAUGUAUAGUAUUUACCAUUUCCCUGACUUGAAUAUUGCAUUUAGAAUAUAUUUUUAAAAUACUAUGUGCCUUCAAGAAAUAUUUAAGGAUAUUUUUAAAGCUAUUUUAUAUUGGAUUAUUUACUUAAGUUUUAUGGGAGUAAUUAAUAUUUUGUUUCCCCACAGGCGGUAAUUUAUUUGAUUCUAAUGCAAAUCACCCUUGAUUUGACCUAAUGCCAUAUUUUUUAAUCUAAUAUCUUAAUUUAAAAGUUCUAAAAUUCAUCUUUGUCUUAAAUUAUCUGAAUGACUUUUAGUCUAUUUAUGGGUUAUUUAACAUUUUAUUUACUAUUUAAUGAUUAUUAUAACUACCAUUCGUGUGUCAGCAAAACUAAAUCUCUUCUUACGUUGAAAAAAUUAGCAGACACUUAUUCAGCACGUUGUCUGCAGCUACAAUUCAAGUAAAGGUCGUUAAAAUAAAUGUUCUUUUACUUGGUGUUUACUGAGCAUUUUUUACAUUAAAACCAUUGUUUUUCUUUUUUCUUAGUUCAAGUUUGAGUUAGGGAAUUUUCAUAUAAUGCUCUGUGAGCUCCAUAGUGUUCUAUGAAGUGAAGCUGAUAGUACUCUCUUAAAUCUCCUUGUAUCUAGAGUUAUCUUCCUGCAAAUGAAAUCCUAAAUGGCCUCUUUGAAUGUAUUAAUUAUAAUAUUGAAAUGUCAAAAUUUAAACCUUUAAAAAUUUAAAAUAUUUAAAAAAUGUCUUUUAUUCUUCUAAAGAUACAUGAUUUAAAAUCCAAAAAAAAAAGUCUUUUAUUUUUUAAAUUAACAUAUAGAAAAACUGACUUUCUCAUUUUGGCACAUAGUUCUGUGAAUUUUAACACAUGUCCAGAUUCCUGUAACCACCACUACAAUCAGGAUACCAACAGUAACAUCACCCAAAAAAUUCCCUUGUGUUAUCCCUUUGUAAUCACUGCCUUCCCGCAUCCUAACUCCUGCAACCACUCGUUUACAUGACUAUAGUUUUGGGGUUUUUUUAAUGUUAUAUAAAUGGAAUCCUAUAAUAUGUAACCUUUUUGAAACUUUCGUUCAAUAUAAUGCCUUUGAGAGUUCUCCAAGCGGUUGCAUGUAUCAGUGGUUUGGUACUGUUUGUUGCUGGGUAGUAUUCUGGUGUCUGGAUAUAGCAGUUUAUUUAUCCAUUUACCCCCUGGAAGACAUUGAAGUUGUUUUCAGUUUUUGGCAAUUAUGAAUGGAGCUGCUUAAUAUACUCUUGUACAGUUUUUGUGUGAACAUAAGUGUAUUUCUCUGGAUAAAUAUCUAGCAGUGAAAUUGCUGGGUCAUAUGGUAAGCGCAUGUUUAACUUGAUAAGAAAUUAUCAAGUUGUUUUCCAGAGUGGAUGUACCUUUUUGGACUCACACUAGCAGUAUGAGAUUUACAAUUGACCCUUUGCUACCUUUUAUUUUGACAUAAUUGUGGUUGUAAAAAAUAAUACAGAAAGACUUG